AUGACAUUUCCACUACGACCCCUGCUCUCUCUGAGGCAUGGAUGUCGAACGUACUCUUCGCUUUCUGAGCGCUUGCAUCGCGAACUGACUACAAGGAAACUCCCGUUGACUUACGACUACCUACACCCGCAGCCCUCACACCUUCUGAACCUGACGCUCCGUGAUCUUCUACCACAAUCUACAACCAACCACGAUUAUGCGACUCUACCCUCGAUACAGAAUCCAUCUCUGUUACCGGUCGGCUACCACUUAAUCUACUUCCCGCCGCAGGUGACAUUGUCCCAACUACUCCCGGACUGCACAGAUACGCUACACACACCCGGGGAACCAUUCAACCGGCGUCUUUGGGCAGGUGGGAAUCUAAGAUUUCCCGCAUCUAGUCCCGCUUUAGAUGGCAGCCGGGCAGUCUGUAUUGAAUCCAUCCGCAAUGUGACAGUCAAGGGCCGCGACGGAGACGAGAAGGUAAUUGUCACCAUUGAGCGGCGCGUUGGCAAUGUCCCAGAGGGAGAAACUGCCGACGCAACCUGGAAGCGGAUAUGGAAAGAGAACGAAGAAAACCCGGGGGAGUCGUCAGUCAUUGAGAAUCGCGAUCUCAUCUUCAUGCGCUUGAAGACCGAGGCACAAAUCGAGGCUGAUAAAGAGCAAUUUGGAAAGCCUAGUAGGAUUGUCAAACCUCCCUCCAACGCGACGUUCCGCCAUGCUCUCAUGCCGACUAAAGCGCUGCUAUUUCGGUUCUCGGCGCUAACAUUCAAUGCCCAUUCUAUCCACUUGGAUAAGGGAUAUACUCAAAACCAGGAAGGAUACCGUAAUCUUUUGGUGCAUGGCCCGUUGACGCUCACGCUUCUGUUGAGUGUGCUUCAGCACCAUUUGAAGCAGGUGAAUCUCUACGUCAAUAGCAUUGACCCCUCUUUUGUUGAAGAGGAACUGGUGAUCUGUGGAAAGCCCAAGAACGAUACUGGAGCUUGGGAUGUGUGGAUUGAAGGCCAGGAUGGAGGGUUGGCUGUUCGAGGUACUGCCCAGACAAGGAGCUUGUAA
This is a messenger RNA of Penicillium canescens, 1035 nucleotides long. RefSeq lists its product as uncharacterized. Gene Ontology annotation, molecular function: (3R)-hydroxyacyl-[acyl-carrier-protein] dehydratase activity. The record is from RefSeq and is a predicted model, not a curated record. The coding region runs from base 1 to 1035 and encodes 344 amino acids. The transcript is spliced from 3 exons. Gene Ontology annotation, cellular component: mitochondrion. Lineage: Eukaryota; Fungi; Ascomycota; Eurotiomycetes; Eurotiales; Aspergillaceae.